GAUGGAGAGACCCGGAACUGCCUGAAGUGAUUCAGAUGUUGCAACAUCAGUUUCCUUCGGUCCAGUCUAAUGCUGCAGCCUAUUUACAGCACCUCUGCUUUGGAGACAAUAAAAUUAAAGCCGAGAUAAGGAGACAAGGAGGUAUUCAGCUCCUGGUGGACCUGCUGGACCAUCGGAUGACGGAAGUCCACCGUAGUGCCUGUGGGGCGUUGAGAAACUUGGUGUAUGGGAAAGCCAACGAUGACAACAAAAUCGCCCUGAAGAACUGUGGCGGCAUCCCGGCACUGGUCAGGUUGCUCCGCAAGACCACCGACUUGGAGAUCCGGGAGCUGGUCACAGGAGUCCUUUGGAACCUUUCAUCUUGCGAUGCACUCAAAAUGCCAAUCAUACAGGACACCCUGGCCGUGUUGACCAAUGCCGUGAUCAUCCCCCACUCAGGCUGGGAAAAUUCACCUCUUCAGGACGAUCGGAAAAUACAGCUGCAUUCCUCACAGGUGCUGCGAAAUGCCACUGGAUGCCUAAGGAAUGUUAGUUCAGCCGGAGAGGAGGCCCGCAGGAGGAUGCGGGAAUGUGAUGGGCUCACGGAUGCGCUGCUCUACGUGAUUCAGUCUGCGCUGGGGAGCAGCGAGAUCGAUAGCAAGACCGUUGAAAACUGUGUGUGCAUUUUAAGGAACCUUUCGUACCGGCUGGCAGCGGAAACGUCUCAGGGACAGCACCUGGGCACAGAUGAGCUGGACGGGCUGCUCUGUGGUGAGGCCAAUGGCAAAGAUGCAGAGAGCUCCGGGUGCUGGGGCAAGAAGAAGAAGAAAAAGAAAUCUCAAGAUCAGUGGGAUGGAGUAGGACCUCUUCCAGACUGUGCAGAACCACCAAAAGGGAUCCAGAUGCUGUGGCACCCAUCCAUAGUCAAACCCUACCUCACACUGCUCUCUGAGUGCUCAAAUGCAGACACGCUGGAAGGGGCGGCAGGCGCCCUGCAGAACUUGGCUGCAGGGAGCUGGAAGUGGUCGGUAUAUAUCCGAGCUGCUGUCCGGAAAGAGAAAGGCCUGCCCAUCCUUGUGGAGCUGCUGCGGAUAGACAAUGACCGAGUGGUGUGUGCAGUGGCCACGGCACUCCGGAACAUGGCCUUGGACGUCAGGAAUAAGGAGCUCAUUGGCAAAUACGCCAUGCGAGACCUGGUCCAUCGGCUUCCAGGCGGGAAUAACAGCAGCAACGCGGCCAGCAAGGCCAUGUCGGACGACACGGUGACAGCCGUGUGCUGCACCCUGCACGAGGUGAUCACCAAGAACAUGGAGAACGCCAAGGCCUUACGGGACGCCGGCGGCAUCGAGAAGUUGGUCGGCAUCUCCAAAAGCAAAGGAGACAAACACUCUCCGAAGGUAAUCAAGGCCGCAUCUCAGGUUCUGAACAGCAUGUGGCAGUACCGAGAUCUGAGGAGUCUCUACAAAAAGGAUGGAUGGUCACAGUAUCACUUCGUAGCCUCAUCUUCAACCAUCGAGAGGGAUCGGCAAAGACCCUACUCCUCCUCUCGCACGCCCUCCAUCUCCCCUGUGCGCGUGUCUCCCAACAACCGCUCAGCAAGUGCCCCAGCUUCACCUCGGGAAAUGAUCAGCCUCAAAGAAAGAAAAACAGACUAUGAGUCCACUGGCAGCAACGCCACUUACCACGGAACAAAAGGAGAACACACUUCCAGGAAAGACACCAUGACAGCUCAAAAUACUGGAAUUUCAACUUUGUAUAGGAAUUCAUAUGGUGCGCCCGCUGAAGACAUCAAACAUAACCAGGUUUCAGCACAGCCAGUCCCACAGGAGCCCAGCAGAAAAGACUACGAGACCUACCAGCCAUUUCCGAAUUCCACGAGAAACUACGACGAGUCCUUCUUCGAGGACCAGGUCCACCACCGCCCUCCGGCCAGCGAGUACAUGCACCUGGGACUCAAGUCCACGGGCAACUACGUCGACUUCUACUCUGCUGCCCGUCCCUACAGUGAACUGAACUAUGAAACGAGCCACUACCCCGCGUCCCCCGACUCCUGGGUGUGAGGCAGGCAGCACCGGGAACAGUGCAUGUGCAUGCAAGACCACAGACAUUGCUAUUUUUCUUUUCCCCUGCAAAUUUAGUUUGUUAAAGCCUGUUCCAUAGGAAGGCUGGGAUAACCAGUAAGGAAACAUUAAGAGCUAUUUCAGAAAGCUAACUGAAUCGAAUGUUAACUUGAAAGUCAAUAGAAAGUGAUCCUCAAUCUGACCUUGUACAACACCUUUCUAGCGCGGGCUGGAGAGUCUAAAAAGUGCUUUCCACUGAAUGUGGCUGAAGGCAGCACAGAAGGCGGUCGGGGUGACGGUUGUAAGCACAGAGGCACGUGGUUCACACACUUCAGAGGGACGGCUUCUCACGCUUUGUUUACUCUUCAUCCGUUGUGAUUCUAGGCUUCAAGUUGCACUCGGGUUCCUCUGUACAGCAAGAUGUUUCUUGCCCUUUGUUAAUGCAUUGUUGUAAAGUAUUUGAUGUACAUUACAGAUUAAAGAAGAAAAGCGCAUUGUGUAUAUUACACCAAUGCUGCGGCGUUUCCUCAUCUAUGGUUCUAAAUAUUGCUUCAAUUUCAGACUUUUGAAAGAUGUAUGGAUUUCCAGUUUUUCUUUUCUUUCUCGCAGUAUGUUUUAACAGAAAAAAAAUGGGAAAAAAGGAAUAUUUAGCAGUAUCGUUCGUUCUGAUAUGUGAAUUUGUUUGUGGCAACUAAGCAAGGCAUUCAACAGUUUCUGACAAUUAACAUCCAUCAUUCCACACUCCUUGUCAACAAAGUGCUUUUUCACUGCCUAAAAUUUUAGAUGUAGAUAUUUGAAAUAGAUUUUUUCAUUUAUACCAGUUUUCUUUAUGAUGAUACAGUGUUAAAAGAAAAUAAAUUACAAUUGAUCUGUCAUCCAUAUUUGCUAAGAAUGUCUAUUUCCAAGGACCUAUCUUACAAAACACACAUUCUACUCGUGUGUCUGUGCGUGUGUGGGUGUGUGUCCAUGUAUGUAUAAAAAUGACCUGUGUGAGAUUUUAUUUGGAUAGAAGCUAUUUCAUUUGCUGUUCCUCUUGUACAAACUUUGUUUUUGGUUUCUAGUAUGAAUGUACAUCAGCCGUUCCUUUUGUACUCUAUCUAUACUUCUGACCAUCUAGUGACUCAGGAUAUUAGGCCAGUGGAGGUAAAGUUAUAGGAUUCUCACACAUUCACGCAUUCUUGGAUACCAACCCUUUCUACGGGCCCAU
Molecule: messenger RNA, 3246 nt
Organism: Aethalodelphis obliquidens (Pacific white-sided dolphin)
Lineage: Eukaryota; Metazoa; Chordata; Mammalia; Artiodactyla; Delphinidae
Gene: CTNND2
Product: catenin delta 2
Exons: 13
Coding region: 36-2039 (667 amino acids)
Biological process (GO): dendritic spine morphogenesis; cell-cell adhesion
Cellular component (GO): cytoplasm; plasma membrane; postsynaptic density
Molecular function (GO): protein binding
Source: RefSeq, a predicted model, not a curated record